This is a messenger RNA of Prorocentrum cordatum, 1779 nucleotides long. The record is from the annotation of a GenBank genome assembly. Lineage: Eukaryota; Dinophyceae; Prorocentrales; Prorocentraceae.
AUGGCAGGCGGCAUGGCUCAGGCGCUUACCUUCGCGGCCGCGCUGGUGGCGGCCCGGGCUCAGAUGAAAGGCGACGUGAGCCCGAAGGAGGACCACCCGAAGCUCAGCAUGGAGGAGUGCACGUCGGACGGCACUUGCACCUCCACGGACUACAGCGUCGUGCUGGACAUGAGCUGGAGGUGGAUGCACAACGUCGGCGGCUACACCAACUGCAUCAACGAAGCGGACAACAUGUGGGCCGAUGACUACUGCCCCGACGCGGCGACCUGCGCUAAGAAGUGCGCCGUGGAGGGCCUGAACUCCACCCAGUACAGCGACACCUACGGCAUCUCGGCGUCGAAGGACGCCUCGAGCCUGACGCUGAAGUACGUGCCUGGCUCGCGCGUGUACAUGCUCGACGGCACAGGCAAGGAGUACCUGAUGUUCCAGCUGAAAAACAAGGAGUUCACGUUCGACAUCGACCUGUCCACCCUUCCCUGCGGAACCAACGCGGCCCUUUACCUGAUCGAGAUGGCCCGGGGCGUCGGUGCGUCUGUCGCGGCGCGCUGCGAGGCCCUGGCGAGGAUGGCGAAGGGCAUGCUGGCCGUCGGGGAGGAGGGCGACGCCGCGGCCGAGGACGAGCGCAGGCGCUGGUCCGCCUCGUCCCUGGAGGCGCGCUACGAGGCCCUGACGACGAUGGCCAGGAGCAUGCAGGCCGUCGCGGAGGGGGGCGACGCCGCGGCCGAGGACGCCGCCGCAGAGGCGGCGGCGGGCUCAAGCGAGGCCGCCGAGGCCGAGGGUCCCGAGGCCGCGGCAGCGCGGUUGCUGGCCGCCGGUUGCGAGCGGCUGGUGCGGACCUUGGCGCUUGCCGCCGGACAGCUGGGCGACCGCUCGUCCGACCUGUGGCUGCUGGCGCAGGGCUUCCACGCCCUGGGGCACCGCCGGCGCUGCGAGCUCGUGGCGGAGGCGGUGCGCGGCCUCGGCGCGCUGCCCGCGCAGGAUGGCGCGCAGACGUCGUGGUGGCCAUUGCGCCGCGCGUGCGGCGCGCGCGGCGGGGCUGGCGGCACGUGGCCGACGCCGCCGAGUUCGUCGCCGCCAGCCAGACAGGCGCCGUCGAUCGCGGCGCCGGCGCCGUGCCCCCGCUGGUGGGCCGCGAGGGGCGCGCGGAGGCGGAGCCCGAGGUCGUGGAGCUGCUGGACGCGGUGGAGGCGUCGCUGCGGAGGGUGCCCCCGCACCAGCGCCAGAAGUUGCACCGCAGGCUGGACCACGCGGUCUCGGAGUGGCUUCCACCCGCGGUGCUGGCGCAGACCUUCGCCUGGAUGCCGCCGGAGGAGAGGUGGCCGGCAUCGAGGCGUGGCUCGUGGAGGAAGGCGCCCUCCACGCCGAGGCCGCGCGCUCGCUCUUCGGCGCCCUGGCGCAGGCCUCCGGCACCCGCGUCUCCAUCGAGGAGGGCGGCGCGGCGGUGCGGCGGAGCGUGGUCUCCUUCGCGGAGGGCGCGGGCGCGCUGUGGGAGGGCCUCUCCGACGAGCUGCAGAGGCAGAACGUGGACGCCUUCUGGCCCAGCUGGCUGCGCGGCCAGGCGCCGUCCCCGUCGCCGUCGCUCCGCAGCGUGCCCGCGCGGGCGAAGAGGGCCUCGGUGCGCGUGGCGCCCGGGGGCGGCGUUCUUACGCCUCCCCGCCCCGUGCCGCCCCCCCGCGGAGCAGGAGAGCGCGUCGUCCGCGGGGCGCCAGCAGCCCGCGCAGGCGCCGCGCCGGUCCGCGAGGGUCAGCCGCUACUGCGCGCCCGAGGCGUUCCUGCUGA